Rodentolepis nana is the source of this 1263-nucleotide messenger RNA. NCBI's taxonomy places the organism in Eukaryota, Metazoa, Platyhelminthes, Cestoda, Cyclophyllidea, Hymenolepididae. The record is from the annotation of a GenBank genome assembly.
AUGGAUAAUGACGAUGAGGCUAAUUUGCCUAAUGCUGAAGAAUGCUUACGCCGGUGUGAGACCUUCGCAAGCAUUACAAACACAAAUAAUGCUUUAGCCAUGAUGUUCCUUCAAAAUAGGGAUUGGGAUUUACAGCUAGCGCUUUCGGCCUAUUUUGAAAAUGCGGAGCUUGCUGAACGUUACUUCUUGAUAUUAAUGUUUCAUUUGGCUUUCUUAUUUCCUUCCAGACAAGACCAAUAUUCAGAUUCACUGGAGACCGUUAUCGAUCUUACUUCUGAUAAUGAAGAUGUUAUGGUGGUUUCCUCUGGGGAUGAAGCAAAGGAGAAAAAGUUUGACACAACUGAUCGUCAGCACGCCCAUCUCUUUCGUCUGCUCUCAUGGAAUAUUGAUGGAUUGAGUAAAGAAUCCCUUUCAUUCCGCACACCUGAAGUUAUUAAUCUUAUACUAAGGGAGAAAUUUCACGUGGUCUGUCUGCAGGAAGUUGUCCCCGAAACGCUGAAAAGUAUUAAGGAGAAAUUAGACGACCUCUUUAAAAUUUUCUCUCCCACGAAUAAAGGAGAAUACUUUCCAAUUAUUUGUGUUCUCAAACACCCCGGUCUUUCUACUGUACCUGGCUCAUUUAAGGUGACUGAAUUUAAAUCAUUGAUGGGUCGACAACUUCUCAGUCUGGACGUUGAUAUUGAAAUUCCAAAACUUCUACCAGCCAAUCCAUGUGCGAGGCACUGGAAUGGCCACCCGGCAAUCCGAGUUCGAAUUUUUACCUCUCACCUAGAAAGUUGCCUAGAUUUCGCCAGUGUACGCAAAGAACAGCUCUCUAUAGUGUGGAACGCUAUGCAAAGUGCUCUUCAGACCGCCUCUUCUUCGAAUGCAGCUAGCUCUCCAAUUUGUGCUCUCUUCUGCGGAGAUUUGAACAUUAGGGAUAAAGAGAUUAAGGAUCUCGGAGGCCUUCCAGCUGGUAUGGUAGACGUUUGGGAAGUUUGUGGAGCCCGCCCAGAGGCAAGAUUCACUUGGGAUCGAAGUCGGAAUCCUAAUUUAUCGUUGGAUAAUUGCGAACAAAUUAAUACAAGCCGCUUUCGUGGGCAUCGUUUCGAUAGAAUGAUGCUGCUUCGUCGAGGAAGGAGUCUUCAACCAAUUGAUUUUGAACUUCGUGGUUUAGAACGUGUGCCUAACCGUUCACACUUCCCAUCAGAUCAUUGGGCAAUUCUUGGUCAUUUCGAUCUUGAGCCGCCUCCUUCCUCCUUGUCUUCUAAGGCUGCUAAUUGA